Messenger RNA from Eleginops maclovinus (Patagonian blennie), 4235 nucleotides. It is a transcript of the gene glrbb, whose product is annotated as glycine receptor, beta b. Bases 189 to 1712 code for a protein of 507 amino acids. Gene Ontology annotation, biological process: neuropeptide signaling pathway; chloride transmembrane transport; regulation of membrane potential. Lineage: Eukaryota; Metazoa; Chordata; Actinopteri; Perciformes; Eleginopidae. The transcript is spliced from 11 exons. Gene Ontology annotation, cellular component: synapse; postsynaptic membrane; neuron projection. The record is from RefSeq and is a predicted model, not a curated record. Gene Ontology annotation, molecular function: glycine binding; extracellularly glycine-gated chloride channel activity; transmitter-gated monoatomic ion channel activity involved in regulation of postsynaptic membrane potential.
CGCAAGCCUCCAUCUUGGGCUUCCCGUGCUGAGGCGAAAGGGCAGUCGCCAUAUACACACUGAUUCCAAAAUAACAACAAACCGGGCGCGGAUAACAGAAUGGGAAAGAGAGCGACUGGUCUGGAAGGCUCUGUUAACGACUGUUUGCUGUCAGCUUUACUUGCUCCAGUUUACUAAGGAAUUGACAGAUGACAAAUCCACACGGCUCAUCGUUCACCAGUAUGGGCAUUAAGACGCUCGCCAUCUUCCUCCUGGUGCUCUCUCUAUGUCUAGAGGGAGGAUAUGCCAAAGAAAAAGGAGCGAAGAAGGGAAAGAAAAAGGGGAAGCAAGUUUUUUGUCCAUCAGAGCUGUCACCUGAGGAUCUGGCACGAGUUCCUGAAAAUACAACCAGUAACAUCUUGAACAGGUUACUGAUCACCUAUGAUCCCAGAAUACGGCCCAACUUCAAAGGAAUUCCAGUGGAGGACAGAGUGAACAUCUUCAUCAACAGUUUUGGCUCCAUCCAAGAAACGACCAUGGAUUACAGAGUCAACAUCUUCCUGCGGCAGCGCUGGAACGACCCCAGACUGAAGCUACCUCAGGACUUCAAGGCUGAUUCCCUCACCGUUGAUCCCACAAUGUUCAAAUGUCUGUGGAAACCUGACCUGUUCUUCGCUAACGAGAAGAGCGCCAACUUCCACGACGUUACCCAGGAGAACCUUCUCCUUUUCAUUUUCCGUAACGGAGACGUCCUCAUCAGUAUGAGGUUGUCUGUCACCCUUUCCUGUCCGCUGGAUCUGACUUUGUUCCCUAUGGACACACAGAGGUGUAAGAUGCAACUUGAAAGCUUUGGCUACACCACAGAUGAUCUGCAGUUUAUGUGGCAGACAGGAGACCCGGUGCAGAUGGACGCCAUCGCUCUGCCACAGUUUGACAUCAGACAAGAAGAUAUUGACUAUGGGAACUGCACUAAAUUCUACGCAGGAACAGGGUACUACACUUGUGUGGAGGUUAUCUUCACCCUUCGGCGACAGGUUGGCUUCUACAUGAUGGGUGUUUACGCCCCCACGCUGCUCAUCGUAGUCCUCUCCUGGCUGUCCUUCUGGAUCAACCCUGAUGCGAGCGCUGCCAGGGUGCCUUUGGGCAUCCUCUCGGUGCUCUCUCUGUCCUCCGAGUGCACCUCCCUGGCUUCUGAGCUGCCCAAAGUGUCCUACGUCAAGGCCAUCGACAUCUGGCUCAUCGCUUGCCUGCUGUUUGGUUUCGCCUCGCUGGUGGAGUAUGCCGUGGUUCAAGUGAUGCUUAACAGCCCGAAGCGCAUCGAAGCUGAGAAGGCCAAGAUGGCGGCGAAGGAUAAGGCACUGGGAAAGAGCCCCACUGCCAAGAACAACACGGUCAACGGGACCGGAGGGACGCCGCUGCAUGUCAGCACCUUGCAAGUGGCAGAGACUCGCUGUAAGAAGGUGUGCACUUCCAAAUCAGAUCUGCGGACCAACGACUUCAGCAUCGUGGGCUCGCUCCCGCGGGACUUUGAGCUGUCAAACUUUGACUGCUACGGGAAGCCCAUCGAUAUCGCCACUGCUCUCGCCAAAAGCCAGGCCAAGUCCAACAAGAAACCUCCUCCCCCAAAACCAGUCAUCCCCUCUGCUGCCAAGAGGGUUGACCUGUACGCCCGAGCCCUCUUCCCUUUCUCCUUCCUCUUCUUUAAUGUAGUCUACUGGUCGGUAUACUUGUGAAUAUUUCCAACCUACGCUAUAUAGACAAAAGUGUUGGGGCACCUACACGUUAUACCUACAGGAGCUUUUAUGGUGUCCCUUUCCAAAUUCUUAGGCAUUAAUACGAAGUUGGUCCCCCCUUUUCAGCUAUAACAGCUUCCUCUCUUCUGGGAAGGCUUUCUACAAGAUUCUGGAGUGCGCCUGUGGGAAUUUUUGCCCAUUUAUCCAGAAGAGCAUUUGUGAGGUCAGACACUGAUGUAGGAUAAGAAGGUCUGGCUCUCAAUCUCCGUUCUAGUUCAUCCAAAAGGUGUUCAAUGGGGUUGAGGUCAGGGCUCUGAGCGGGCCAGUCAAGUUCUUCCUCACCAACCUCAUCCAACCAUGCCCUUAUGGACCUUGCUUUGUGCACUGGGGCACAGUCAUACUGGAACAGAAAAGGGCCUUCCCUAAACUGUUUCCAUAAAGUUGGAUGCAUAGAAUUGUCCAAAAUGACUUGAUAAGAUGAAGCAUUAAGAAUCCUCUUCACUGGAUCUAAGGGGCCCAGGCCAACCCCACGAAAAACAACCCCAUAGCAUUAUCCCUCCUCCACCAAACUUUACAGUUGGCACAAUGCAGUCAGGCAUGUAACGUUCUCCUGGCAUUCACCAAACCCAGACUGCCACAUAGAGAAGCGUAAUUCGUCACUCCACAGAUAACAUUUCCGCUGCUCCAGAGUCCAUUGGCGGCGUGCUUUACAUCACUCCAUCCAACACUUGGCAUUGUGCUUGGUGAUGUAAGCAGCUGCUCGCCCAUGAAAACUCAUACCAUGAAGUUCCUGGCGCACAGUUUUGGUGCUGAUAAUGCCAGAGCUGGUUUGGAAUUGGAACUCUGCAGUUAUUGAGUCAGCAGAGCUUUGGCCAUGUGUACGCACUAUGCACCUCAGCACUCAGUGACCCCACUCUGUAACUUUACGUUGUCUGUAACUUUGUGGCUGAGUUGCUGUUAAUACCACUUAUAGUUGAUUGUGGAAUAUCUAGGAGAGUAGAAAUGUCACAAACUGACUUGUUGUAACGGUGGCAUCCUAUUACAGGACCACGUUCGAAUUCAAUGAGCUCCUUAGAACGACCCAUUCCUUCACAAAUGUUUGUAAAGGCAGACUACAUGGCUAGGUGCUUGAUUUCAUACACCUGUAGCCAUGAGACUGAAUGAAAUACCGGAAUUCACUGAUUUAGAGGAGUGUCCCAAUGCGUUUGUCUAUAUGGUGUAUCUUGUAUUAUCCACCCCCCUUUCACGAUCUGAUUACAUUCAAAGAGUUUUAUUCCAAAGUGAACAUUGAGUGCGUUUACACAUUACCCAGCUUUUCAGUUUUUUUCUAUUGUAUUCAGGAUAUGGGAUUUACAAAGAACAUAAAAAACCUGCCUAUUCGUAUCCCUGUAUACAUCUUUAGAGUAUCCAGGUUUCUGAUCCUCUGCCAGCAGGUGUUCUCACCUCACCCACUAUGGUCUGUACUAUGAAACAAUCUUUUACAAUGUGGAUACAGUGUUAAAAAGCUUAGGUAUAUUCGGUUUCUAUCUGAGUAAUCCAGCUAGCAUAUCCAGGUUUCUGAAACCGGGAUAUGACGUUUACAUGCUCAACAGAUAACAGGGAAACUCCACGUCACAACCAGGAUGCGCAUGAUGUAAACGCACUCAGACAAAUGUGAAUAUUAACCAUAAAAAAUAUAUAUCUACAACAAAAAAACUUUUCUGUAUUAUUAGUACAUUUAUAUUUACAUAAAAUAGAUGACUAUCAGUGUUUGUGUAUAAAACAAUCUUUCUCUACCUAAAAUGAGGCAUCUUGUAUUGGAAACUUUAUUUAUUGAUGAUGGUAAUUGAAAGGCUAAUACAGGAUUGUAGAUAUAACUGAUGUGAAAUCCAAAAAGAUUGAUUGCUUAAGAACUAGGCAGAAUAUGCACAGAUCUAUAAAAGAGCAUUUGUAAAUAGCUAUUUAAUUUUUUCACCUUUGCCAAGCGGGAGUCGGCCCGCACGUUUAAUAAGUUACUAGAUUUUAUUCAAGCUUCAAUUCAAAUGAUUACACUGUAAUUACAUUGCAUGUUUAAAAGAAACGCAUGUAUAUGAAGAGAAAAUCUAAAUAUAUAGAGAGAAAGUAUUUAUUGAAUUUUAUUAUCCCCGUUAUGAUUUGCUCUUAAGAUAAAUGGAUAUGUAAAACACUGUUCCUGUUCAGAUGGUUAUGUGACACUGCCACCUUUCCAACAAAUGUAAUGUUUGACUUCCCUCACCUGUAGCGUGUGUAAAUGGGUCACCAGUGAGCUGUGACCAUGUGUUUUGUGAAAUUUACACGCAGAGAAAAAUAAAUGAUCAAAUGCAUUUUCACCAUUUCCUGUGAUUAAAAACAUAACACAAUUGAAUCCUCGUUAACAUGAUUUUCUUUGUGACUUAUUACUAAAAGAGACACACCUACUGACAAUGGACGACCUAUUGCACCACCCUCAUGGCCAACAUUUAAAUGUGUAUUACAUUUGAGUGUUGAGAAGCUCAAUGGACAUACAGAACAUGCAGUGGUUCAGAC